ACAAAUACAAAAUCUUCUCUUCCCCUUAAAAAAGCUUCUUACGUUUCUAUCUCUCUCUCUCUCUUUAAUUGCUGCUGCUAUGAUGCAAGAAUUAGGCUUAGAACGUUUCUCAAACGACGUCGUUCGCUUAGACCUCACUCCUCCUUCCCAAAGCUCAUCAACUUCUCUCUCCAUCGACGAAGAGGAAUCACCGGAGGCCAAGAUCCGACGGCUUAUAUCGGAGCAUCCGGUGAUCAUCUUCAGCAGAUCUUCUUGUUGCAUGUGCCACGUCAUGAAAAGGCUCCUCGCAACAAUCGGAGUCAUCCCCACUGUCAUCGAGCUCGAUGAUCACGAGGUUUCCUCUCUCCCCACGGCUCUCGAAGAAGAAUAUUCCGGCGGCGGCUCAGUCGUUGCUCCUCCUCCGGCGGUUUUCAUUGGCCGUGAGUGCGUUGGAGGUCUCGAGUCCCUCGUCGCGCUCCAUCUAAGUGGUCACCUUGUCCCUAAGCUUGUCCAAGUUGGAGCUCUCUGGGUAUGAUUUGUUGUUUCAUCUACUUCUUGCUUAGUCUUUUGCAAAAUAUAUCAAAAGCAAUAACUUAGGGUUUCUCUUUUCUGAUUAUCAUCAUCCGAUGAUCAAAAUUAAAUACCCAUGUAGAAAAUGAAUUAUGAAUAAUAAAAUCAAAGAUGUGUAAGUAGUAAAUUUAUAUGAUUUGCUUCAUCAUUUUUCUCUCU
This is a messenger RNA of Eutrema salsugineum, 708 nucleotides long. RefSeq names its product glutaredoxin-C6. NCBI's taxonomy places the organism in Eukaryota, Viridiplantae, Streptophyta, Magnoliopsida, Brassicales, Brassicaceae. The coding region runs from base 80 to 514 and encodes 144 amino acids. The transcript has a single exon. The record is from RefSeq and is a predicted model, not a curated record.